Molecule: messenger RNA, 3798 nt
Organism: Arctia plantaginis
Lineage: Eukaryota; Metazoa; Arthropoda; Insecta; Lepidoptera; Erebidae
Source: the annotation of a GenBank genome assembly
AUGAGGACUCGUAGUAAUUCAGGAGUGCGAUUAGAUUAUUACCAAAGAAUAGUGCACAAGUUAAUUUUAGACCAUCAGCAGCCUGUAACUGGUUUAUUUCCUGCUAGUCCCCACAAUGAUCACGCCUGGAUCAGGGACAAUCUCUAUUGUAUAUUGGCGGUAUGGGGAUUAUCCAUGGCAUUUAAGAAAAUAGCAGAUCAAGAUGAAGAUCGCGCCAAAACAUAUGAAUUGGAGCAAAGCUGCGUCAAAUUAAUGAGAGGUCUCCUCAUGGCCAUGAUGCAACAAAAGGAGAAAGUUGAGAAGUUUAAAAGUACUCAACAUCCAAUGGAUUCUCUCCAUGCUAAAUAUUCUUCAACUACUGGGCGCACAGUAGUUAAAGAUACAGAAUGGGGACAUUUGCAAAUUGAUGCAAUUUCCCUGUAUCUCCUUGUACUUGCUCAAAUGACUGCAUCGGGUCUGCAGAUUGUUUUCUCACUAGAUGAAGUAGCAUUAAUACAAAAUCUAGUAUUUUAUAUUGAAUCUGCAUAUUGUACACCUGAUUAUGGUAUUUGGGAGAGAGGAGAUAAAACUAACCAUGGAUUACCAGAGUUGAAUGCUAGCUCUAUCGGUAUGGCCAAAGCAGCUCUGGAAGCUAUGAAUGAACUAGAUCUCUUUGGAGCUCGUGGAGGACCUUCAAGUGUGAUUCAUGUUCUUGCUGAUGAAGCUCAAAAAUGCCAAGCUGUACUGCAAUCAAUGCUUCCAAGAGAAUCAAACAGUAAGGAGCUUGAUUCUGGCCUACUAUCCAUAAUAAGUUAUCCAGCUUUUGCUGUUGAUGAUCCAAACUUAAUUACCUUGACAAGAAAUACUAUUGUGACUAAAUUGCAAGGAAAAUAUGGGUGCAAGAGGUUCUUGAGAGAUGGUCACAAGACACCUAGAGAAGACCCAAAUAGACUUUAUUAUGAACCUUGGGAGCUGAGAAUGUUUGAGAACAUAGAAUGUGAAUGGCCAUUGUUCUUCUGCUAUCUUAUAAUGGACUAUUGUUUCCAAGGAGACAAAACCAAUGUUACGGAGUAUAUGCAGAAGUUAGAAAAGAUUAUGAUAAGAAAAGAUGGAGGAAUGCCUUUAGUUCCUGAGCUAUAUUCUGUUCCAGCAGAUAAGGCUGACUUAGAACAUCAUGAUCCUGGAAGUCAAGAGCGAAUACCACUGGGACGGUGUCCAUUUAUAUGGGCACAAUCAUUGUACAUUUUAGGGAAAUUGUUACAGGAGGGCUUCCUAGCAGUGGGUGAACUUGACCCUCUUAACAGGAGGCUGUGUUCAGAAAAGAAACCUGAUGUAGUUGUUCAAAUUGUGAUACUAGCCGAGAAUAAUGAAAUUAGAGAUAAACUUUUGGAAUAUGACCUGCAUGUACAGACAAUUAGUGAAGUAGCUCCUAUCGAAGUGCAACCGGCAAGGGUUCUUAGUCAUUUGUACACAUAUUUAGGUAGAAAUAAAAAAUUGGGCUUAUCUGGCAGAAAAUCACGAGAUGUGGGUAUCCUUAGUACUAGCAAGUUGUACUCUUUAAACGAUCGUAUAUUUGCUUUUACACCCCAAUUUUCUGAUAUGACCCGUUUCUACAUCGCUUCUGACUUUGAACUGAUGGUUGAUACACUUAAAGCCGAAAUAAAUUUCUUGAAAUCUGCUUGGCAAAACCUUCUUGGAAGACCGCUUGUUGUCUUGGCCAACUUCGACUAUGAAGAGUACUACAUGUCACGUGAUCCGGCUCUGCUCGCGAGCACAUUCAUGGCGAACGUGGCAUUCCUCGGCAUGAGCUGGAAGCAAAUGCUUGGCCGGCCGACGCUCACAUUGCUCGCUACACAAUAUUUGUUAGAUCAAGGUAAGAUCCCAAUGGCUAUGAUAACAACAAUGAAAAAGCUUAAGUCUGGAUAUAUCAAUGGUACUAGAGUGACACUUGGAAAUCUUGGUGAAUUUUUGAGCACAUCAGCCAUUACUAAUUUGAGUUUCCUUGGAAGCCAGGAGGAUGGAUAUCCUGAUAAACUAAACCCGGAAGUACAGAGUUACUUAGAGGAACACUUGCUGAAGUCAAUUACUAACAAGCUGAGCUUUUUAUCGCGUCCAUCAGGAGUGCGCAAUGCUCGGCCUUUGCGUAGGCGCAUGUCAGUGCGCGGGGCUAUCAGGAAAACAAGAUCUAUUAACGUAGAUUCUGAUACUUUGGGUAUGGAAGGUGACUCCACGAUGCAGGGUCGGACUCUAGAACGUAAGCCAUCGUGGCUCGACGUCGACCCUACUCAUGGACGCAGUCCUUCCCCUGAAGAUGCCAAGAAGAAGGCUUUUACUAAGGGAACAUCGACAACUAGCUUAGGAGUUCCAACGCCAACUAUUGAAGUAACUGCAGAAAAAGUUCCUGUGCCUAAAGAAGAGGUGAUAAUAAACAAGAACCUACCGGUGAUAAGGAAUCGCACGACGUCCGAAUCACAGAAUUCGGUGUACGCGGAGCAGGAAACGGAUGAGCUGAUCGCUAUGUUGCGAGAGACUGAGAGUUUAGACGAGCAGGGCGACAUACUGCAGUACCUUGUUGAUACGCAUGGCUUAGAUUUUAAUACAGGUAUGCAAGAAAAUGGUAAGACAGUCACAGUGAAGGAUCUUCUGAAAGUGCUGUAUGAGAAGGCUUGCACCCAGAAGCUUUGGGGCCUAGUCCGUCACACUGCGGGUAUGUUAGGAAAGCGAGUAGAAGACUUAGCAAAGGCGGUCACAGACUUACUCGUUCGACAGAAACAAAUUACCGUGGGUAUGCCUCCGAACAACGAACACACGAUCACCGCGCCGUUACCCGAAAAUGAACUAAGGCAACUUAUACACCAGGCUUACGGUGAUGAUGAGAGUACAGCAAUGUUGACACAGGAGCUGCUGGUGCACCUCGCCAUGUUCAUCCGCACGGAACCUCAGUUAUUUCUAGAAAUGUUGCGUCUGCGCGUUGGUUUGAUUAUACAGGUGAUGGCCACUGAACUUUCGCGAACACUAUCUUGUGAUGGUGAAGAGGCUUCGGAACAUUUGCUGAAUCUCUCUCCCUUUGAAAUGAAGAAUUUGCUGCAUCAUAUACUCAGUGGGAAGGAGUUCGCCAUUAAUAGCGUUGGUCGUGGAAAUUUCUCUAUAGUGAGCAACAAGUCUCACAGAUAUGGCAAAAAGUCUCAAAUAGUUUUGGAAGGGCAAUCUCUACAAGGCAGUAUCGAUGAUACGCCUGCCAUAGAGCCGGACCGUCAAGGGCAAUGGCUGCGCAGGCGCCGACUCGACGGAGCUCUCAAUCGUGUACCCCGCGACUUUUAUCCUCGUGUUUGGGGUGUUUUAGAAAAGUGCCAAGGACUACUGAUCCAGGGUAAAAUUCUACAACCCAAUCUGACGCAGGAGAUGACAUCUGGCGAACUGAAGUUUGCCCUCGCUGUCGAGACCGUAUUAAACUCAAUCCCUCAACCCGAAUACCGUCAGCUCGUGGUCGAAGCAUUGAUGGUGCUGACCCUAGUGGUUGAAUAUAAAGCUGUAGCGCAUUUGGGCGGGAUGAUAGAAGUCGAGAAUCUAGUUCAUAAAGCUAAUCACAUAUUCUUGGAGGAUCAGAUGCGGUGUAACGGCGACGCCACGCUGUGCUGCGCGAAGGAGGGAGUGGGCGGCGCGCUGGUGUGCGGCGGCGCGGCGGGCGUGUGCCAGCACCUGUACGACAGCGCGCCCAGCGGCAGCUACGGCACCAUGACGUACCUGGCGCGCGCCGUCGCCGCGCUGCUGGCCGCCACCGUGCCCAUGGACGCCGCCAUCGAGUGUACCAUUACUUAG